This is a messenger RNA of Heterotrigona itama, 2394 nucleotides long. The record is from the annotation of a GenBank genome assembly. NCBI's taxonomy places the organism in Eukaryota, Metazoa, Arthropoda, Insecta, Hymenoptera, Apidae.
AUGUCGAUACUGAUCGGUUGCGUCGGGAUGCUCGAGUUGUUGGCCUGUCUCCGUCACGUCGCCGACGGCAUCGUGAUCAGGAUCAAUCAACCGGCCACCCCGUGUCUCUCGUAUCACGAGCCGAACGACAACAUGAGCACUCACGACUCCAUCUGCAGCUACAGCCACUCGACCGGCGUGGAUCUGCCGCGAGGCGCCAAGCACAAAUUGGAGAAUCUCCACGAAUACAGUUUGCGAAUCAGAACGGAGCUGCGUCGUUUCGACAAGAACUUCGACUACAGUCGGCCACUGUCCGAGUGCAGUAUCAAGGAUUUUCUCUUACCCACCAGGGCAAGUCCGGAUUCCAGACUUUCCAGCCCGGAUUUUGAGUAUCUGGUGCGGGCGAGCGACUCGCGAGAAGAUGGAGCGGAAGCGAGUAACGAUUACAAGGAGAUACGAUACGAGAGAGAGACGUCUUACGAGGACGCGGCUGAGAACUGGCGCGUCGAGAGUAGCUCGAGAGAUCGGCCGUUGUCCGUGAUGGCACCUCCGGAACCGGAAAGAUACGUCAGAGUACCGACGCCGAUCCCCUUCAGCGUGGACGACGAUGAAGUGUCGAGCUCCGGAGCCUCGAGCGACGUGGGCACGUCGUUCGACAACGAUUCUGGAAACGAGGCGCCCACCAUGAGGUCCUUCGAGUCGAUCCCGUUGAUCAGACGAUACAAGACUCCGUCGGAGGGUGGCUCCUCGGUAGACGAGUCCGACGACAACGAGCGACACGCGAGACACCCUAGGAAACCGAAAUCUGCAAAAUCCCACUCCAAGUCUCCCGAGUCGCCGAAACCCGAGAUAAUCGUCGAUCGUUCGAGAAGUUCCGAGAACUUGCGAGACGCCGAAACCGAAAUAUCUCGCGAGACGGACGCACCAGGCGUUGAGGCUCAAGGCAGCGAGUCGUCGGCAAGAGGAACAACGAGUCAGAGGAAGAAGAUCAAGUCGUCGAGCACGAUCGUGAGGAAGCCGACGAGGUUGAAGUCGAAGGACGCGCAGGUGAGCAAAAGCGCGGAGAACCUGACGGCGAGAAAGUCGAAGAAGCACCGAGAUCCACAGAGGCGAAAGUCGGACAUCUCCGUUCAAACGGCGAGCAGCCACCUGAGAGACGAAUGGACCAACACCUCUCCUCCCCCGGAGGAGCAGAGUCCAGUCGCCCAGUUGUCCAGAUCGGAGAGUCGGAGAAACGUGUCGGUUCAGGUGCAGACCAACUUCGAGGACCUCGAGCAACUGCCGUGGUUGGACGCCUCGGCGGAACUGCUGGAUGCCUCGGCCGUGGGACUGUCCGAGAGCAGGAGGGAUCUCAGCUCUCGGGAUCGUUUCGGCAGAAGGACCUUCAAGAAUAGAAGAUUCGGAUCGGGUUCCAGGGACAAGGCCGACGACGCGCGAGAUGAUGACUACUCGAUGAGCAACGCGACCCCGUUGGUCGAGAGGCCCAAGGACGAGGCGCGUCUGCUGAAAAUAUCCAGCUUCGAGGAGGCGGACGACGAGGAUUAUCAGAGAAUCCGCGACAUCCUAACGGAGUCCGACUCGAGGGAGUGCAACGAGCGGGAGAGGAGAAAGGGAUCGAGGACCGCGUCCUCGUUCGAGGACGAGGAGUAUUGGGACGCGGAGGAUGUGAGUGCAGGAACUGGACCGAUACGGUACUCGAUACCGGAUCCCGAUCGAAACAAAGCUUUCUGGAGCGAAGUGGAGGGUGGCGGACGCGCGCGGCGAGUUUCUGGAGUCGUCGGGACGCCGAAAAUAGCGUCCCGAUAUGAUGACGCCCGGAGCGCGCCGAUCCUAGAUUUCAGUCAGUUCGCAAGCUCGAAAGCAGCUGGCAACGACGAGCAGCACACGAUGGCGGACGUGGACAGUGUAGUGUACACGACCACCGAGCGCAAGGUUCGCAAAGUGAAGAAGACGACGAAGCGCAGGGAGAGCCACGAUCAGAACGCCGAGGUCACGAUCACCGAGGUCGACAGCACGCAGAACAACCACCACGCCAUCGAAGAUGGCGAGUACACGAAGGCGAUGAACAAGGACUGGCACAGCGGCCACUUCUGUUGCUGGCAGUGCGACGAGUCUUUGACCGGGCAACGCUACGUGCUCAGGGACGAGCACCCUUACUGCAUCAAGUGCUACGAGAGCGUUUUCGCCAAUGGCUGCGAGGAGUGCAACAAAAUCAUCGGUAUCGACUCGAAGGACUUGUCGUACAAGGAUAAGCACUGGCACGAGGCGUGCUUCCUCUGCAACAGGUGCAGAGUGUCCUUGGUGGACAAGCAGUUCGGUAGCAAGGUGGACAAGAUCUACUGCGGCAACUGCUACGACGCCCAGUUCGCCAGCCGUUGCGAUGGAUGCGGCGAGAUCUUCCGUGCUGGUACGUAA